AUGACAUGCUGCUCUGGGCCUUUUGUACUGCUGACAGUCCUGCGGCGAUGGAGUGGCCGGCCCCUGGACACUAUCCCUGAGGACCGGAAGGUGCAGCGGACGCAGAGCGGCUUCGACCCCUUCGAGAAGCCGGCUGGUCAGGUGAAGCGCGUGCAUUCAGAGAACAACGCCUGCAUCAACGCCAAGAGCUCGUCCUCCGGCAAAGAGUCGCCCAAACUCCGCCGUCACUCCAGCCCCAGCUCCCCCACGAGCCCAAAGUUCGGAAAGGCAGAUUCGUACGAGAAGCUGGAGAAGCUCGGCGAGGGAUCCUACGCCACCGUCUACAAAGGGAAGAGCAAGGUGAACGGGAAGCUGGUUGCGUUGAAAGUGAUUCGUCUGCAGGAGGAGGAGGGAACACCGUUCACUGCGAUCAGAGAGGCGUCUCUGCUGAAAGGCCUGAAACACACCAACAUCGUGCUGCUCCACGACAUCAUUCACACCAAGGAAACCCUGAUGCUGGUCUUCGAGUAUGUGCACACAGAUCUGUGUCAGUACAUGGACAAACAUCCCGGCGGCCUCCAUCCGGACAACAUCAGGCUGUUCCUGUUCCAGUUACUGAGGGGUUUGUCUUACAUCCAUCAGCGCUACAUCCUUCACCGAGACCUGAAACCACAGAACCUGCUCAUCAGCGACACCGGAGAACUCAAACUGGCCGACUUCGGUCUGGCCCGUGCGAAGUCGGUCCCCAGCCACACGUACUCUAAUGAGGUGGUGACGCUCUGGUAUCGCCCUCCAGACGUGCUGCUGGGAUCCACAGACUACUCCACCUGUCUGGACAUGUGGGGUGUCGGAUGCAUCUUCGUGGAAAUGAUCCAGGGAGUGGCGGCAUUCCCGGGCAUGAAGGACAUUCAGGAUCAGCUGGAGAGGAUAUUUCUGGUUUUGGGGACGCCGUCGGAGGAGACGUGGCCAGGUGUUCACUCACUCCCGCAUUUCAAACCAGAGGAGACAACACACAGACACAAAGCGGUCUCGAAGACAAAGAAACCUGAAGAUCGAUUCACUGUCUACAGUCCCAAGAAACUCAGACAAGCCUGGAAUAACGUUCCCACCGUUAAGUUACAGCCUGAGUCUGGCGACAGCAUCCAGGUGUGCAGUAAGAGCAACAGUCACGGCAAAGCGAUGUCAAACAGCAAACACUGA
This is a messenger RNA of Sinocyclocheilus anshuiensis, 1179 nucleotides long. Its product is annotated as cyclin-dependent kinase 14-like. Gene Ontology annotation, biological process: protein phosphorylation. The transcript is spliced from 12 exons. The record is from RefSeq and is a predicted model, not a curated record. Gene Ontology annotation, cellular component: cytoplasm; cytosol; nucleus. NCBI's taxonomy places the organism in Eukaryota, Metazoa, Chordata, Actinopteri, Cypriniformes, Cyprinidae. Gene Ontology annotation, molecular function: ATP binding; cyclin-dependent protein serine/threonine kinase activity; cyclin binding. Bases 1 to 1179 code for a protein of 392 amino acids.